This is a messenger RNA of Procambarus clarkii (red swamp crayfish), 2766 nucleotides long. RefSeq names its product CCN family member 2. Lineage: Eukaryota; Metazoa; Arthropoda; Malacostraca; Decapoda; Cambaridae. Gene Ontology annotation, cellular component: extracellular matrix; extracellular region. Gene Ontology annotation, biological process: signal transduction; cell adhesion. The record is from RefSeq and is a predicted model, not a curated record. Gene Ontology annotation, molecular function: integrin binding; heparin binding.
GGAGGCACACGCACACACACGCUCUCGCUCCUCCAUGCCAAGUUUCCCAACAGCGUCAUUAGUUCACUCCUCUGUUUAGUGUCAUCUGUUUUAGGAUACAUACGUAAAGUGUUCAUCCGUUAAGCAAUGAAGCCGGACGAUCGUUUGAAAUGAGUUUAAUUCCAGUGGAUAAAGUUUUUUUUUAAUUCUGUUAUUAAUAGUUAAACGGUCGGGUGAUUGUAAAAGUCAAGUGGACGGAGGUGGACAUUAAGACCGUCUUUGGGACGUUGUACUGCCCGGAAUUAAGAUGGCCGGCGUGGGCGUGGUGGCGGCGGCGUGGUGUGUGUUGGCGUGGGCGGUGGGCGUGGUGAGCCAGCGUGCGCCUUGCUAUCAGUGUGAACUGUAUAGGGAGACCCACCCACACUCUAGCCCCUACACCGCGAUCCGUGCCCACUGUGUGUACCCUUGCGGGUGUGGCACAGUGCCGGAGUGUGGCCCGGGAGUGCCACUGGUGCGGGACGGCUGUGACUGCUGCUGGCAGUGUGCUAGACAGGCGGAAGAACCUUGCGACGGUGCCACCGUCUGCGAUGUCUCCAGGAAUCUCAGCUGCAUCUACAACAGCACCCAGGACCUUACAGGGACCUGCCAGGAAGUGCACCCUGUCCGCUGUACCGUCAACAACCGCACCUACGACGAUGGAGAGUCCUUCACUCUGGACUGUCGCACCCAGUGUACCUGUCAGAACGGGACGUACGCGUGCGUGUCGCUGUGUCCCAGUGAAAGCAUCCCGCCCAGCGCCCAGUGCCAUAACCCACACCUGGUCACAGUGCCAGGCCAGUGUUGCAGGGAGUGGAUGUGUGACACCGACCCAGGUAAGGCUGUGGGUCCCCCAGAGUGCGAACGAGGGUCCGGCAAGUGGUCCCGGUGUUCACUAGAGAGCUGCGGCGCCGGCGUCUCGGUCCGCUGGUCGACUGACAACGCCCGCUGUCAACUGAUCAACCAGACUCGUCUGUGUCAACUGCGGCCGUGUCAGGACCUCCGCCGUCAGCAGCUGACGACGCCCCAACACCAGCCCGGCUAUGUGCGCGCCUCCAGGAAGCACCACAUAAGGCGCGGGCACACGUGCAAGGCGACGCAGAGGAACGUCAAGGCGGUACGUCUACGCGCAGGUUGGUGCGUCAGCGAGCGUCGCUACAGACCCAAGACGUGCGGCGACUGUCCUGACCGCUGUUGUACCGUCCACACCUCAACUACCAUCUCCAUCGCCUUCCUGUGUCCCCUCCACGCCAACACCAACCUGCUCCCCGCCCCCCACGCCGCCCUCACCGGUGCACGCCCUCACGCCCACCAGCCCUCCACGCCCUCUCCCAGCGUGUACGACAUGAUGGAUGAAGGUCAACCGGUAGAGGAGGCUGUUCUCACCUCCCCACAGCGCUCACGCCGCGCCCACAGAGUCUCUCACGACAUUAACUUCAUCUACGACGACCUAAACACCGGCGACAACCCCCAGGACAACGAAGACGACCUAAACGACGAGCCUCUACUUGAACACGAGAACCUGACGGUGGAGGACGACACAGAGUAUGACGACAUUAAGAGCGACAACUACGAGAUUGUCCACUACCAGGUGGAGUGGAUCCUAAGGUGUAAGUGUAGUGUCACCUGCGACACCCACGACCCCGCCAAUGACACUCCUCCACCACCCACAGCAACCCAACGUGCCACAGAAAAGCGAACGUAACGACGAGGCGUCGUUGACAACUAAAGGCCUUCACUAUUUGCCGAGCAAUGCACUCUCGAACUCCCAAGGGUCUCGAACUUCCUAAAGACCACAAACUUACAAGGGCCUCGAACUCCCAAAGACCUUGAACUCUCAAAGACUCUUCAAAGGACUACGAACUCCCAAAUACUACGAACUCCCAAAGGUCACGAACUCCCAAAGACCACGAACUCCCAAGGGCCUCGAACUUCCUAAAGACCACAAACUUACAAGGGCCUCGAACUCCCAAAGACCUUGAACUCUCAAAGACUCUUCUAAGGACUACGAACUCCCAAAUACUACGAACUCCUAAAGGCCACGAACUCCCAAAGGCCACGAACUCCCAAAGGCCACGAACUCCCAAAGACCACGAACUCCCAAAGGCCACGAACUCCCAAGGCCUCGAACUCCCAAGGCCUCGAAGAAUGAAAUUUGCGUAACAACACGGCACCUGACGAAGUCACAGCUGCGACGAAUGAGUCAGUGUAUUUCGUGCUGUUAUUAACAACCUGUGUUUCUCUGGUGAAUCCUCAGCACAUACAUCCAGAAAAUGUAAGCAAGGAUCAUAGAAGUGUACAUAUAUAUAUAACACAUGGAUGUCUAAUAAUGCUUGGGCUCUAAUGUAUGUGUUCUGAGGUGCGUAUGCGUUUCUGGCAAGUAGUGUAUAGCAAAAGAUAUAUUUACGACGCACUAAAAAAGUAUACAUAUCUGUGCGUCUCCAAUGAGUCACCAAGUGCAAUUGUUGUUCUGGACAUGUAGUGUAAACAUGUCACCGGAACCUCUUCCCCUUCAUGCUGCUGAUUUUCCCCUAAAAGUUGUGACAUAAACUAUGCUGAUGUGUGUGUCGAUAUAUGUAUCUAGUUAUAAUAAAUAAAAAUAUACUCUAUAUUUUAUAUAUGUGCUAGCACGAUUGUCAGUAACUCGUAGUGUUUACCAUGAGGUAAGAGAUUGAAUAAGUAAAAUAUUAUACACUUUUGCCUAUAAAAUUGGGAAAAUAAACGCAGGUUUGGACGCACAAGGAUAUUUAA